CUAAUGCAUCUGUAAGAUAAUUAUUCGUGCACAUUAAAGAUUUCAAAAUUUAACGAAUAAAAUGUUCCUAGCACAACCGACUUAAUGGACGACACAAUAGUAAUCUCUUUGUAGAAUACCGAACCCGACAUUAAAAUCUUUCACUAUUAACAAAAAAUUAAAAUAUAAAUUAAAACAUUUAAAAGAUAAAAAAGGAAAGCAGAGUAGGGAGCAAAUCAGCAACAUUUUUAUCUCAAUUCCACACGAAAAUCUGGGGUAGAUUCUUCCGAUACGCCAUUAUAAAGCUAGCAAACUUAGCACCACCGUCACGUAAUUCCCACUCUUCAAAUAUCUCUCUCUUUUUCUCUGAAACCCUAACACAAAACACAAACAAGUGAAACAUAAACAACCACCGUUUUCGCUUUUUGGGUCACUGAAGCAUUUCAUCGAAUGGCUUCUGAGCAUAACAACGACAACAGCACAAGCUACCAACCUUCGGAGCCAAGACCAUGCACCAACGGUUGCGGCUUCUUCGGCACCGCCGGCAACAGAGACCUCUGCUCCAAGUGCUUCAGAGAUCUUUUUCUUGAAGAACAGCGUGCCGCUUCAGCCAAAGUCGUCGUUGAGAAAACCCUUCUCCAUGGCGGCGUUGCUUCCCGGUCCUCUCCUUCUUCGGACACCACCGACGCCUCUGUCGUUGUUACGGCGGAGCCUCCUUCUUCCUCCGCUGCCGCAGCAGCGCCUUCCGGUCCCGUGAAGGCCUCGAACCGGUGCCGUGGUUGCAACAAGAAGGUUGGGCUGACGGGUUUCGUUUGCAAGUGUGGAGCGACGUUCUGCGGCGUUCACCGUUAUCCAGAGAGGCACGAUUGUCCGUUUGAUUUCAAGGGCGUUGGACGUGACGCGAUUUCCAAGGCUAAUCCUGUUGUGAAAGCAGAUAAGCUCGAUAAGUUUUAGGUUUCUUAAUUGGAUUUGUAUUAUGAUGGGUUGAUCAAUUCUCUUUGUUUUAGACCAGUUGAGAAUUUUAGGGUGUUAGAUUGAUAGCUCUAUUUAGGAAUUAGAUUUAGGCAGUUUCGGUUGGGCUGGGUUAGGGUUUAGGGUGAAUUGAUUUUUUUUUUUUUACUUUAGGUAGGAUGAAUUGAUUUAAGAACGUAUGAAUGAAUUGAUGAAUUUGACGUGAA
Molecule: messenger RNA, 1157 nt
Organism: Arachis ipaensis
Lineage: Eukaryota; Viridiplantae; Streptophyta; Magnoliopsida; Fabales; Fabaceae
Product: zinc finger A20 and AN1 domain-containing stress-associated protein 1
Molecular function (GO): DNA binding; zinc ion binding
Source: RefSeq, a predicted model, not a curated record